This is a messenger RNA of Pelodiscus sinensis (Chinese soft-shelled turtle), 522 nucleotides long. Its product is annotated as olfactory receptor 52N4-like. NCBI's taxonomy places the organism in Eukaryota, Metazoa, Chordata, Testudines, Trionychidae. Gene Ontology annotation, biological process: G protein-coupled receptor signaling pathway. The record is from RefSeq and is a predicted model, not a curated record. Gene Ontology annotation, molecular function: G protein-coupled receptor activity; olfactory receptor activity. Gene Ontology annotation, cellular component: plasma membrane.
AUGGCCUUUGAUCGCUAUGUGGCCAUUUGUAACCCUCUGAGAUACACCAGUAUCCUCACCAAUGCACGGACAGCUACACUAGGGCUAGUGAGUUUGAUAAGAGGGGUUCUCUUAAUGGUGCCCCUCCCUUUGCUCCUGAGCAGCUUGCCAUUCUGUGCCAACCGUAUCAUCCCUCACACGUACUGUGAGCCUGUAGCUGUGGCAAAGAUUUCCUGUGGGGACCUCACAGGCUCCAGAAUAUACGGCUUGGUGAUUGCAGUUUUAGUCACUGGGAUAGACUUGAUGCUCAUUGCACUGUCCUACGGUCUGAUCCUCAAGGCCAUUUUCAAAAUCUCCUCCAAAAACACCCACCUCAAAGCUCUCCACACAUGCACGGCCCAUGUCUGCGUGAUGCUGACAUAUUAUACUCCCAGCCUCUUCACCAUUAUGACACACCGGUUUGGUCAGGGCAUCUCUCUUCCUGUUCACAUCAUCUUGGCCAACCUCCAUCUCCUCAUCCCCCCCAUGCUCAACCCCAUCAUU